Molecule: messenger RNA, 1584 nt
Organism: Caenorhabditis elegans
Lineage: Eukaryota; Metazoa; Nematoda; Chromadorea; Rhabditida; Rhabditidae
Gene: srr-6
Product: ABC transmembrane type-1 domain-containing protein
Exons: 4
Coding region: 192-1424 (410 amino acids)
Source: RefSeq, marked reviewed
AUAAUUGUAGAGUCAAAUAACGCCUGAGCUCUUCCUCCGUUGAGAAUAUCGAAUCGUGAUUUGUGUCUAGAUAAGGAAGGGCGCGGAAGUGGACGGGUAGCUGCGCCUGCUGUUACAUUCAUCUAUAUAAACACCUUGUACAAGAGCUCUAUUUGAAUUUUUUUGGUGUUUCUACUUUUACUUUUUCAACAAUGAUUACUCCAAGUCCUGAAGUCGUGGGUGACGAGGUUUCGUGUCCAUCUAUUAUUGAAAUACCUUCAACAAAAGAACCUUUGUCAGAGAAUGCUUUACUUGGACCAUUUCGUAAAAUUAUUAAAAUCACCGGACUCGACUGCUCUCUGAUUGCUCGUGCCGAGUUCAAUCCAUCCCUACGAAUCAAGUCGAUUCUGACAAGAAUAGUGGCUUUAGUCGUCGUUGCAAUUGUUUUCUUUCGAAUGGCAAUUUACUCAAAAGCAGAAGGAGCAUGUCUAUCACUUGCCUGGGCAGAAGGAAACAUGUUCCAGUUUAUGGCACUUCAAACAAUUGUCUGUGCACUUUGUCUUUUUGGAUGGACAAAAAAUUCGUUUAUUUCAAAGCAUCUCGGGAGGCUCGAGAAAGUCAGAUCUCUACGAAUCAAGGAAAAUAUUGAAAUGGAUAACUACUCCAACACACAUCGAAAAGCUUUCAUAUGGUCUGGAUUUUAUAUUGCGGCGAUAAUGAGCCAUGCAAUCAUGAGUUCUAUAGCUCAAAAAAUUUUAAUUGCAAACAAAACAGUCAUAGCUCCCUUGUACAUCGCAAUGGUUUUUAUAAAUCUUCUGUCAUGUUUCAUAGUUGCAAUUUGUCUCAUUUAUUAUUUUCUGGUCAAUCUUUCUCUGAGUCGAGAAAUUCGAUAUUUUAAUACUGAAUUGGAAGACGCAAAACAAGGAAGACGCCUACAGAUUUCUGGAGUUUUAUCUGAUUUCUGUCAUCGACAAGCAGAAUUGAUCCGCGUUGUUAGAGAAACCAAUGAAUCGCUGCAGAGUUAUGCUACUGUUGCUCCGUUAUUUGCAUUCAAUAGUUUAAUUAAUGCAGUUUUUAUUGCCAGUGGAUUCAGCAGUUCACUUCCCCCUGUCGUUUUUGGCGUACUUCUUUUUGAUUUGUUCGCUGUAAUUGGCCUAACAUUCUUCACACUGCGACCAGCUAGCAAUGUCCAAUACGACCUAGCUCAGACAGCCAGAAUACUGAUGGACAGCGAAGAAUUCGAAGGAUCACAGGACGUAGAAGUAUUCAAGGCUUAUCAAGUGAUGAUCAACAGAUCUCUGAAGCAUACUGCCCAUAUUCGAGUUGUUGGAGCCAUUCCAAUUUAUCCAACAAGUGCUCAUUUUGCCUUCCUUCUUAUUCCAAAUUUGGGAAAUAUACUCGCAAUUGUUAGAAAAGUUCUUGUAGAACAAGGAAUUCAGAUUUGAGUUUAUAGUUUGAAAAGUUUAAAUAUUUAUUCUUGUUAUGCCUCCACAUUCUUGCCAUUUUCGAAAUUUACUUUGCUUAAUACUACCAAUGAUCUCUCCACGUCUUUUUUUCAAUUUUUUUGUAUACCUUUCUUGUAAAUAAAAAAUUUAAUUUCAAAAA